CGUCCUUACCCACGCCUGGCACGCCUAGAAUCUGCCCCGUCACCACUGUUGGCCACCGAUCCCACGACGUCCCUCCCACGCUUAUCCACAACUGACCACGCCUGCGUAUUGCUGCCUUUUAGGCUCAGGUCCUUCCCCCGCCCGCCUCCCUGCGCCUUUCCCUCUCAUACCUUCCAACAUCCAUUCCCCUUUCGGUGACCCUGCUUUGACAGCAAGUCUGUUACACCUCGUUCAUUAUUUUCUUCCACGCCUACUCAUACGCCGAUGGUCGACUCCGCCGACGAGCCUCCGCUGUCAAGUCGUCUAAUCUCAUGGGCUAAGACCAAGACUCCCUCAGCGCCAUCUUCCGCUCCUCCCCAUCGAACUCUCCCUGAUCCUUCGGACCAAUCUACUUCCGCGCGACACCGUCCAGACACCCGCCGACAAGAUGCUGGGAGUAGCCCCUCUGCAGCUGGUCCUGCAACAACAACAGACCAUUCCACGGAUGGAAGAACGGAUAAAGAGCAACAAAAUCCACCGCUUGUGGACGAGAAAGGAGAUGGAACGCAAUCUUCCACCCUAGGAAAUCCGCCUCCCAAGGACAAAGCGCCCUUGGUCAAUCGUUUCUUCCGCGAUGUCAAGCGCAUCCUCUUCUCCAGUUGGGUCAAUUGGCUACUCGUCUUUGUCCCAGUUGGCAUCAUACUGGGGAUCAUUGUCGACUGGAUGGACAGCCGGAUUGUGAGCCCUAGCGCUGUAUUUGCCAUCAACGCAGUCGCCAUCAUUCCGCUGGCCUCCCUUUUGUCGUAUGCGACAGAGAGUGUCGCCAUCAAGCUAGGCGAUACCAUUGGUGCUCUUCUGAAUGUCACCUUUGGGAAUGCCGUCGAGUUGAUCAUCUUCAUCAUUGCUCUAGCAGCAAAGGAGGUGCGCGUGGUCCAGGCCGCCGCCCUUGGUUCGAUCUUGUCCAAUCUGCUUUUGAUCUUGGGCAUGUGCUUUGUUGCCGGCGGUCUUCGAUUUCGAGAACAAUUAUACAAUUCCACGGUGUCUCAGAUGAGCGCGUGCCUAUUGUGUCUGAGUGUUAUCAGUCUCCUCUUACCGACAGCGUUUCAUGCUUCAUUCUCGAACACUGUGAAGGCGGAUCAUGUGGUAUUGAAGGUCUCACGAGGCACCAGUGUGGUGCUUUUGUUGGUCUACAUACUUUACCUCUUGUUCUCCCUGAAAUCCCACGCCUUUAUGUACCAGAGCACUCCUCAACAUCUAAUUGAUGAGGAGUCGCAUCCAGGAGUCCUCGCCGACAUCCUCAACUCGUCCAGCUCUUCGAGUGACUCCUCGAGUUCCAGUGACAGUGACACGGAUUCAAGUUCCAACUCGAACACGACGACCAAACGCAUCAAGCGCGCACUCCGCCGCAAGCGGCGUAAGUCAACUUCAAGCACGAAGGAAAACGCCUCCGUGGUGACAUUCACCAGAAGUUCAUCCAUGCUCACCGCCCACGGCGGCUCAAUGAUCCAGGCUACUUCUCUGACUCCGGCGGAGCUAGAACCCGUCUUUAGCGGUGACGAGGCUGACGUCGACGGCGAAGGAAGGGCAGCUCGUCACCGCUCUCGCUCACAUACUGUUCACUCUCGCGACUUCGAAAGCGCCAUUCCAACCGAUCAGACUUCAGAGAAAUCCAAGAGACGCCACCGAAAGUCGAAGAAGUCCAAACGUACCAAGAAGGACAAAGACAAGGGGAAGAGUAAAGAGUCGGAAAAGGAAAAGGAGCCCGUUGUGGAGACGGUGACUCAUGAGAGCUCCUUGUCGACUGCGGAUACGAUACCACCACAAGUUGGAUUUGCGUCAGAUAUCCAGGAGAUCCCGAACGAUGGCACCGUGAAGCGAUCGUUCAAUAUUCGCAACAUCUCCGAAGCUGUCAAGCCCGCAUUUACAUCCGCAAAUUUCCCUCAUCAUCAAGCCACCGGACGGCCUCUUGCGAUCCCUAUUCGUCCCAUCUCGCAACCACGGCCUACCCCCCGGCCUGUCCGUCGUACUGCUUCAAUGCCGGACAUUCUUCAUCCGACGAUGUCCAGCAAUCGCCUAGUACCUACGAUGUCUGCACCGGCCCAACAUGACGCAACGUCACCGGAAAGUGCAACUGAGGUCCAAACGGAGAAUGUUGUGGAGCCUCAGGCGCAUCUGUCCCGCACCUCUGCUGUUGUCCUACUUCUGGCUUCGACCGGACUUGUCGCGUUAUGUGCCGAGUUCUUGGUUGGCAGCAUUGAUUAUUUGAUCGCCAAUAGCGGUGUCAGUCAAGCAUUCAUCGGACUGAUCAUUCUUCCUAUUGUGGGCAAUGCCGCCGAGCAUGUGACAGCCGUGACGGUUGCCGCCAAAAACAAGAUGGACCUGGCCAUUAAUAUUGCCUUGGGUAGCAGCAUUCAAAUCGCGCUCUUUGUCACUCCUCUGAUGGUCAUCCUGGGGUGGAUCAUCAAGACGGAUAUGAGUCUGUAUUUCAGCCUUUUCGAAACCGUCAGCUUGUUCGCCAGUGCCUUUAUUGUCAGCUUCCUGAUGAUCGAUGGCCGAAGCAAUUACCUGGAGGGAGCGCUGCUCAUUGCGGCAUAUGUUAUCAUUGCUGUUGCGGCCUUCUUCUAUCCCACCUGUGAUCUGAGUUCCGCGAGUGGUCCACUCGAUGGCACCAAUCCCGUCUGCUAAGAUGAUACAAGAGGACGACGGUUCAUCUUGAGAGUGGGAUUGGGGGGAAUUAGGCAGAGUGUCGGGGCCCUGCUCCUCCAACUACAUUCGUUUAAACGUUCUUAGGGGAAAGGAGGGACAGACGGGCUUGGGUGACGAGUUGGUUCACAUUGACGGGUGGUUUUGGUUGCUAUUCAACACAUUCUUUGACUGGGAAAAUGAGGCAUGAUCUGUUUGCCGGCGUGCUCGUCGCAGCUCCUCUGCGGUCGCCUGGAUAUGCUUGCAAUUGACAGAUGGGGAUCACUACUUUGUGGUCAUAUUUGACUAACUCAUACAGAAUAUGACUGGUAUGGUUCAGGGCGCACGUACCGGACCUACAUUUUGCUUGACCUUGAUCGUCACCCUGCUUUGAUUUGAUUCUUGACCCGUUUUGUGGGCUUCUGUAUUCUUUGUCAGUGUGAUUAUCAGUGUGCCUCAUAGGUGAGCGGUGGUCUUUUGGUGUGACAAGCUGAGGCCUGAGGCCACCAAUGGCCGCAAGACGGAGCGGGCCUCACCAGCCUUGUUGUACGGACUCGUAAAACAGCCACCAGCCCAAAUCCUC
This is a messenger RNA of Cladophialophora immunda, 3244 nucleotides long. Its product is annotated as calcium/proton exchanger. Gene Ontology annotation, cellular component: fungal-type vacuole membrane. The transcript has 2 exons. NCBI's taxonomy places the organism in Eukaryota, Fungi, Ascomycota, Eurotiomycetes, Chaetothyriales, Herpotrichiellaceae. The record is from RefSeq and is a predicted model, not a curated record. Gene Ontology annotation, biological process: calcium ion transmembrane transport; intracellular calcium ion homeostasis. Gene Ontology annotation, molecular function: calcium:proton antiporter activity. The coding region runs from base 265 to 2664 and encodes 799 amino acids.